This is a messenger RNA of Recurvomyces mirabilis, 657 nucleotides long. RefSeq lists its product as uncharacterized. The transcript is spliced from 6 exons. The record is from RefSeq and is a predicted model, not a curated record. NCBI's taxonomy places the organism in Eukaryota, Fungi, Ascomycota, Dothideomycetes, Mycosphaerellales, Teratosphaeriaceae. Gene Ontology annotation, biological process: mycotoxin biosynthetic process. The coding region runs from base 1 to 657 and encodes 218 amino acids.
AUGCGCGGGAACGACGACCAAGAACCAUUCUUACCUUCUGUCGAGGAAGUCCUGCUGCCCCGACACUCAACUCUGGCUACGACCGCUUACUUUGCAUGGAAUCUAAUUGCGACUGCUUCCAUCCUGUUAUCGAUCAUCCUCACAGCCAACAUUCUUUCCUCUCCGAAGACGCCAACGCAGCGCACGGAAGAAAUUAAAAUUCCAGACCUGCCUUUGAAGCAAUUGCGGUUCUCUGGGUCGUUGAAGUAUCACGAUGAUGGCAGUCUGUACCUAGACCGCCCGUCCAAGGGUCCAGAGUACGUUGGGAAUACGACUGCGGUGUCACAUGCCUGGGAGAUGUUCGAGAGUGCACAAACUGUUAAGCUUGACCCAUCGGAAGUUGACGGAGAAGGGCUGUACCGUGAUGAAAACGGAAAUAUCAUUACCAUACUUGACUCAUUUCAUCAGUUACAUUGCCUGAACCAGAUACGAGAAGCGCUCUACAACAACGGCAUUCAGGAGAGCUCAGACCUACAGUCUUAUAAGCGGCGACUCCACAUUGAGCAUUGUGUGGACUAUAUUCGACAGGCAAUUCAGUGUACUGCCGACGUCACGCCUUUGAAGCUGUACUAUAGCGAGCCUGCACAGAGGAUGGGCAUGGCAGCACCAUAUAUUUAG